CCACUCCACAUCCACAUCGACAUCGAUCCCCCUCCCGACUGAAACCCUCGCCUCCGCCUCCGCCUCCGCCAUGCCGCCGCCGCCGCCGCCAUCGCUGCCGGACGAGCUCCUCGAGGAGAUCUUCCUCCGCCUCCCGCCGGACGAGCCCGCGCACCUCCUGCGCGCCUCCCUCGCCAGCAAGCUCUGGCUCGGCCUCCUCUCGUCCCCUCGCUUCCGCGGUCGCUACCACGAGCACCAUGGAGCUCCCCCCAUGCUGGGUUUCCUUCAUACCUGGCACUACGGCUCCCACCCCACCAAGGUAGAAGACCCCAUCCCAUACUUCAAAUCCACCGCCAAAUUCGGCGCGCGCAUUCCCGACGACGAAUGGGGGGACAUUUACUACACUGCGUGGGACUGCCGCCAUGGCCGCGUCCUCCUAGACUGCUUUGAUGCAUAUCAGUUACGUACGGCUCUCGUCGUUUGGGACCCCAUGACCGGCUGCCGGAGGGAGCUACCCCGCCCCUGGAUCUGGGACCGCCGCCGCGCCGCCGCCGUGCUCUGUGCCGUGAGCGGCUGUGACCACCGCACUUGUCACUCGGCUCCCUUCCAGCUGGUCUUUGUCGGCCUGGAUGAGGAUGAUCAUGAUGAUUGUGUUGCACGCGCCUGUGUGUCCUUGCCAGAGACCGGUGAUUGGAGCAAGCCCGUCCCUCAAUUCGAUGCGUGGGUCAAGCCAUGCCCUGAUCUUCAUCUUCCAGCCGAUGCAUCCAUCAAGCCAAUGCCCCCUCUCCUUGUCGAAGGAGCACUUCACUUCAUGCUUAAGUAUGUUGAUGACGACGGUGCAGAAAUUCUCAAGUACGACUUGACCUCUAAUAGCUUAUCACUGAUUGAUGCACCGGUUCAGUAUUCUCACACUAUCAGUGCCCCUAUCCUCAUGGCGAUGGAGGAUGGCAGCUUGGGGUUUGCACAUGUGGAUAAGCUAACCCUCUACAUAUGGUCAAGACUGAUGGAUUCCAACAGAGUUGCGUCAUGGAGUCAAUGUAGAAUUACCAAUCUCAGCAGCCUUCUACCCAUCCAAAAUCCCGAGGAAAUUUACCUUAUACUGGUUGGAUCAGUGGAGGGCAGUGAUACCGUUUUCGUGACCACAGAUCUGGGCAUCUACGAGAUUAAUGUCAAGUCGCAGCGAUGGAAGAAGAUAUGGAAGAGAGAAAUUUUCCGUGCUUUGAUUCCAUACAUGAGUUUCUACAAUCCACAAGAAAGGGUGACGCCCACUCCCUGUGACGCAGCACAUUGACAAGGUAUGGUUGAAUAUGCUCAGGUUAGGACGCCACUCUCAUCAACAAGAAAGAUGACAAGCUUGGAGGCGAAAGGGGUCUUGUGAUGAAUUAUGUCACUAUUUAGUAGCUCUUUUGGUUCAGUGGUGCUUGCUUGAUUUCUCAUAUUGUUUUUCGCUUUUGUCAGUCAGCUUGAUAGUUUCCCCAUGUCGUUGGCGCGUGUAAUUGGGUGAAUGGAGUAUCUUGUAAUGAACCUCCAAUUCUUGCUGCUGCAGUAUGAACCAUGUGCUAUGUUGUUUAAUUUGCUGGAAAAUGCAUCUGCAGACGGAUGCUUUUUCUUAUCAUUCUGAAA
Messenger RNA from Triticum aestivum (bread wheat), 1602 nucleotides. RefSeq lists its product as uncharacterized. The transcript is spliced from 2 exons. Bases 71 to 1270 code for a protein of 399 amino acids. The record is from RefSeq and is a predicted model, not a curated record. Gene Ontology annotation, molecular function: protein binding. NCBI's taxonomy places the organism in Eukaryota, Viridiplantae, Streptophyta, Magnoliopsida, Poales, Poaceae.